AUGACCGAUGCCUUACUGAGUAAUCGCUCAAGUCACACCACAGAAGACUAUCAUCUCAAUGAGCUUCUUCAGCGAGUUGUGAUUCUUGAACUGGGAUCUUGUUCAAUUCGCGGUGGCGUAUUGACAACCGAGCCCAGCCUUCCACAGUCUUUCUUCCCUGCUAUGGCAGUGCGAACAGAUGAUGGAAGGAUAAUUGUCGGCGAAGACGCAUAUGCACCUGAGAUACGCCAUCACGGCGAAUUUGUACGUCCCAUACAAGCGGUGGAUCCUGCAGUUGAAAGGUAUUCCAUGGAUCAAGACGUUGUGAAAGCUUGUGUGCAAAAAGUCAUCAAAGACCUUGGCAUAAAUCCCUCACAAUACAAGAUCCUUCUCUCCAUUCCCCAAAACAUUCCUAUUGCUCUUAUCGGACAGCUACUCACUCUUGUCUUGAAGGAGGCAAGGUUCCAGGGAGCUGCCAUAACUCGCCAGCCGUCUUUGAUCCUUUAUGCCUACGACGUCACU
Messenger RNA from Cylicostephanus goldi, 501 nucleotides. NCBI's taxonomy places the organism in Eukaryota, Metazoa, Nematoda, Chromadorea, Rhabditida, Strongylidae. The record is from the annotation of a GenBank genome assembly.